Molecule: messenger RNA, 4329 nt
Organism: Fusarium poae
Lineage: Eukaryota; Fungi; Ascomycota; Sordariomycetes; Hypocreales; Nectriaceae
Exons: 11
Coding region: 1-4329 (1442 amino acids)
Biological process (GO): transmembrane transport
Cellular component (GO): membrane
Molecular function (GO): ATP hydrolysis activity; ABC-type transporter activity; ATP binding
Source: RefSeq, a predicted model, not a curated record
AUGUCUAUCCCUUCAAACAGUGAGAAUGGCACUUCGGUGGACGAAACCACUGGGCCCAUGGCUCAGCUAGCUCGAAGAUUCUCUCUCACACGCACUUACUCGGCUUUAUCGGCCAACAUCAACCCUUUCCUUGCCAAAGAUGCCCGAUUGGAUCCCAAGUCGCCUGACUUCUCUCCCGAGUAUUGGGUUAAGUCUAUGCUUCACGCCUUUUCUCAGGAUGUAGAGAAGUAUCCCCGUCACACUGCUGGUGUUUCUUGGCGAGGGCUGAGUGUUCAUGGGUUUGGUGACCCAACGGACUAUCAGAAAGACGUACUCAACGUUGCCUGGAGAGGUCCUCUCGGUGCGUUCGAUUGGUUUGCUAAUCGGAAGCAGAAGAUAAACAUCAUCAAUGAUUUUGAUGGGCUGGUCGAAAGUGGGGAGCUACUGCUUGUGUUGGGCCGUCCAGGAAGUGGUGUUUCGACUCUACUCAAAACUAUCGCAGGGCAUACCCAUGGCUUGCAUAUGGACAAGUCUUCUGAAUUCAACUACCAGGGAAUCCCUUUCGAUCUCAUGCACAAGAACUUUCGGGGAGAGGUCAUCUACCAAGCCGAGACAGACAUACACUUCCCUCAACUGACAGUAGGCGAUACGCUGUUAUUCGCCGCAUUAGCCCGUACGCCUCAAGAGCGAGUUGCCAACAUAUCGCGCAAAGUCUACGCCGAGCAUCUCCGAGAUGCUGUCAUGGCCAUGUUCGGUAUCCUCAACACUAUCGACACGAGGGUAGGAGAUGACUAUGUCAGAGGUGUCAGUGGAGGUGAGAGAAAGCGAGUCAGCAUCGCAGAAGCCACUCUCGUUCAGAGUACUACGCAAUGUUGGGAUAACAGCACUCGAGGUUUAGACAGUGCUACCGCUCUCGAGUUCGUCAAGAAGCUUCGACUUGGCACUGAGCUUGGUGGUGCUAGUGCAAUUGUUGCCCUCUAUCAAGCUAGUCAAGCCGCUUAUGAUGAAUUUGACAAAGUCCUUUUACUGUACGAGGGUCGACAGAUCUACUUUGGUCCAACAAGCUACGCGACUAGAUACUUUACCGACAUGGGCUUCGAAUGUCCUCCACGACAGACAACCGCCGACUUCUUGACAUCGUUGACAAACCCAGUCGAACGCAUCAUACGCCCUGGCUAUGAACAUCUUGUUCCUCGCGGCCCUGACGACUUUGCCGAUCAGUGGAGGAUGAGUCAACAACGAGAGGCGCUACUCCAAGACAUAGCAGCUUUUCAGCUUAAAUAUCCUCUCGAUGGAAAGCGUGUGGAGAAUCUGAAAGAUAUUAGAAGAACACAGAAAGCUCGGUUCAUGUCCGACAACAGCCCUUUUACUAUUUCCGUGCCCAUGCAGAUCCGGUUGUGCAUUGGUAGAGGAGUCAAGAGACUUCUCGGUGACAAGACUUUCUUUAUAGCUACCAUCUUGGGAAACUUCUUCAUGUCUCUUGUUCUCGGAAGUGUCUACUUCGACUUACCCAGCAGUGCCGAAAGUAUGAAUAGUCGAUGUUCAGUUCUUUUCUUUGCCAUUUUGUUCAACGGCUUGAGCAGUGCUCUAGAGAUACUCGCACUUUACAGUCAGCGACCGAUUGUAGAGAAGCAUGCGAGAUACGCUUUAUAUCGACCAUUGUCCGAAGCAGUCUCUUCCGUCUUCUGCGAUCUGCCGUCCAAGAUUAUCUCAACCCUCGCGUUCAACAUUCCUCUUUACUUCAUGGCCAACCUCCGUCGCGAUGCCUCAUCUUUCUUUAUCUUUUUGCUCUUUGGUUUCACAACCACUCUCACCAUGUCUAUGAUCCUGCGAACCAUUGGCCAAUCUUCAAAGACGAUCCACCAAGCAUUAGUUCCUGCCACCAUUUUCAUCAUUGGUCUCGUCAUCUAUGCUGGGUUUGUUUUGCCGAUUCGAAACAUGAAAGGCUGGCUCAGAUGGAUCAACUAUGUCAAUCCAAUCGCCUAUUCUUACGAGUCCCUGGUCGCCAACGAGUUCUCGGGAAGGACAUUCCAUUGUCAGACGAUGAUACCGUCUGGUCCUGGGUACGAAGGUGUUGAGCCGACGCAGCAAGCGUGCUCUGUUACCGGCGCUGCUCCAGGGCAGGAUUUUGUUGAUGGUGACUUCUAUAUUGGAAAUGUCUACAAGUAUUAUGAUGCUCAUAUCUGGAGAAACUACGGUAUCCUAAUCGGCUUCAUCAUUUUCUUCACUUGCACGUACCUCGUUGCGGCAGAGUUCUUUUCAUCCAAUCCCUCCAAGGGUGAAGUUCUCGUCUUUCGCAAAGCUAGUAAGGGUCGUCGUACAGGAGUGGAUGAAGAGGCCGCAAAAUCUGAUAUCCCAACCCACCGAAGCGACAACCAUGAUAUUUUCGACGCGAAAACCGACAUGACUCCCAGCCCUGCCACUUUCUGCUGGAAGGAUCUCUGCUACGACAUCAAGGUUAAGGGACAGACACGACGUAUCCUCGACGGGGUAAAUGGUUGGGUACAGCCAGGAAAGAUCACUGCUCUAAUGGGAGCCACUGGAGCUGGCAAGACGACACUGCUCGACACACUGGCAGAUCGCAUUACCAUGGGCGUUAUCACUGGCGACAUACUUGUCAACGGACUUCCGCGGGGCAAGUCAUUCCAGAGAACUACCGGCUACGUACAGCAGCAGGAUAUCCAUCUUGAAACAUCAACAGUGAGAGAGGCGCUUCGAUUUAGUGCCGUUCUUAGGCAGCCCUCGUCGCUUUCGAAAGAGGAGAAAUAUCGGUAUGUGGAGGAGGUCAUCAGCUUGCUAGAAAUGGACCUGUACGCAAAUGCAGUUGUUGGAGUUCAUGGAAACGGUCUCAAUGUGGAGCAGAGAAAGCGGCUGUCGAUUGGUGUAGAGCUUGCCGCCAAACCAGACGUCCUCAUCUUUCUCGAUGAACCAACAUCUGGUCUUGACAGCCAGACAGCCUGGUCGAUAGUCACUCUCAUCAAGAAACUGGCGAAUCAUGGCCAGGCAAUUCUUUGUACCAUUCAUCAACCAUCUGCUCUCAUUUUUCAGCAAUUUGAUCGUCUCCUCUUACUUGCAAAGGGUGGAAAGACCGUCUAUUUUGGCGAUGUAGGUGAGAACGCUGCUGUCAUGACUCAGUAUUUUCAGAGCUUCGGUGCCACGCCAUGCCGAUCGGAUGAGAACCCAGCUGAAUGGAUGCUUCAUGUUAUUGGUGCUGCACCUGGCGCUCACACAGAUCGUGACUGGGCCGAUACUUGGAAAACCAGUCCACAGUAUGACUCUGUGCAAAAGGAAUUGGCCGUUUUGACGCACCCAAACCAAGUUGGUGAUUCCAACGAUCAUGAUACUCCUUACGCUGCACCGUUUAUGAAGCAGUUUUUGACUUGCACCAGGCGUGUCGCCGAACAAUAUUACCGAACACCCACUUACAUAUAUGCCAAGUUGCUACUUUGUUUGAUCACGAGUCUUUUCAUCGGCCUCUCAUUUCAGAACUCGCCUCUAUCACUACAAGGACUCCAGAACCAGUUGUUCUCAAUCUUUAUGCUACUCGUUAUUUUCGCGUUCCUCGUUUACCAGACCAUGCCCGGGUUUGUCGCUCAGAGAACACUUUAUGAAGGUCGAGAGAGAUCAUCAAAAACGUAUGCAUGGUACAACCUUGUAUUGGCCAAUACCGUUGUCGAAAUGAUGUGGAACUCUGUAGCGUCUCUGGCACUUUACUUGCCAUUCUAUUUCCUUGUCGGUAUGUAUAAGAAUGGACGCGCAACAGAUACUCAGGAUGAACGUGGUGCUUUGAUGUUUCUCCUCGUCUGGGCGGUUAUGGUGUAUGAAGGUACCUUUGCACAUAUGUGUGUCGCCGGAGCACCGACUGCCGAGGUUGGCGCGACACUUUCAUUGCUGCUUUUCAUGAUGACACUUGUUUUCGCUGGUGUUCUUGUUCCAUACUCGAAACUUCCCGGAUUCUGGACCUUUAUGUAUCGCCUUUCUCCCAUGACCUACAUUAUCGGUGCCAUUGUCUCAGAUGGCAUAGGAAAGCAACAAGUUCAAUGCUCCGACAUUGAGUUCCUGCAGUUCCAAGCACCAACGAAUCUCACUUGUGAGGAAUAUGCUGGGCCAUUUGUGGAAAUGGCCGGAGGCUCAUUACAAAACCCUGAAGCGAGCCAGACUUGUCUGUACUGUCCGAUUGCGUCGACGGACUCGUACCUCGCUACGCUCACCAUCAACUACGACGAAAGGUGGAGGAACUUUGGACUAAUCUGGGCUUUUAUUAUCUUUGACAUCGUGGCUGCUUUAACUGCUUAUUGGCUUAUCAGAGUCCCCAAGACAAACUUGAAGCUUAGAUUUUGGAGGAAGUAG